AGAUUUACAACUAGAAUGUGAGUACCUGUGGAAUCGACGCCGGAAAUGACCGCCAGUGAGGCCGUUUACGGCGUCAUUUCCACUCGGCGUUUCAGCGACCUGUUGCUGCUUUAACAAUUCACACACGUGAUCUGGCCACUAUUCUGCACCCGCCAAGCCCAUUUCAUAGCACCACCACCCAUGCUGUUGGUUUACCCUGCGAACCUCUUCGACUCAUCAUCGAAUCGCCGCCGAAAAUGGCUUCCCUUGCUGCCAAAUACAGCUGCUCUCUGAUUCCUACGGGCUUCCCCGGACGACCGUAUAAAAUGUCACUUUUUCUCUUCCCUUGGUCUCCUUUUUCUGGCCAUUUCUCCACCUCUCAUCACACGUUGACAAACUCUCCUUCCCAACCCAGCGUCAACUGUUGCGAGCACUGCCUUCAAAACUCCCUUUUUCUUUAUUCAUAUUAUAUAUGUUUGUCUCAAUGACGCCGCCUCCUCUUCCUGCGAACCCCGAUGAGCACCAGUACUGGACCGAUCCUAUCCUGUGCGAGGAGACUCGGACCAGACUUGAGCAUUUCCGAAAUCUGGGAUGGCUUCCUCCUAACUACAAGCCCAAGACACUUGAGGGUCUUGCAGUUGUUGAACGGUACUGGCGAAGGCACGUCAUCCCUUCACUCUCACAGUAGACUGGAGGGUAGGGACAGACUAGGGAGUAGGGACGAACCGGUGAGUAGGAAUGGACUCUGACGCAAUUACCAGAAGCCAAAUACCAUCAAACGACUCUUAUUGUCUACAUGUUUAAACAGACUUACGCCCUAGUAUACAUUGAGACUUUGUUCUAGGAGUAGGCUUAAUUGACUGUAUGACUAUCAGUUCCUGAUUUACAACAAAUUCAAAGUUCGAUUCAGAUUGCACGUGAAGACAUCUCUUAGUUGGCCUGAAGGUGGCUUAUUGAAGUGGAUAAGCCUUAACCAUAGCUAGAUUCUCUCAGUCUCAACCAUCAAUUCAAUCUUCGGCA
Molecule: messenger RNA, 999 nt
Organism: Aspergillus ruber CBS 135680
Lineage: Eukaryota; Fungi; Ascomycota; Eurotiomycetes; Eurotiales; Aspergillaceae
Exons: 1
Coding region: 464-667 (67 amino acids)
Source: RefSeq, a predicted model, not a curated record